Durusdinium trenchii is the source of this 1746-nucleotide messenger RNA. Lineage: Eukaryota; Dinophyceae; Suessiales; Symbiodiniaceae. The record is from the annotation of a GenBank genome assembly.
AUGCGAGCGUAUCUUUACCUCCUUUGCCCUUCGCUGCUUGAAGCAUGGAGACUCGCAUGCGUGGUGAAACUUGGAAAUUCGACGGCUGAUCUCCAUGGCUUCCAUUCGAUCUACCGGACCUGGGGUAGUCACUGCGAAUGGUUGGUUGCUGUCAUACCAUCUGGAGCCAGGGCAACAUUUUGGACAACGGUGGGACAAGGCUCCUUUCAGGUGAUCCAACUUGUUGAUCCACCUAGUGAUGCACGUGACUUGCUGCAGCUCACCCGCCUGACCAUUGACACCAUUUCAGGAGGCUUGGCGGACUUGGUUUGCGCUUUGGCGAGGCCUUGGAUGUUCCUGGUGCCGCAGAACUUGAUUGCAUUCUUGAGUGAUCAGCAGACGGCCAGCGGAGAGCUAGGCCAUUGGUCAAUACCUUGCGGUAAGACGCUCUUUUGCCAGACGGGCCUGCCACAAGUGUCACAAGUGUCAAUGCGCGCGUGGCCACUCUUCCCUGCGAUGUGUGGAAGACGCCUCGAGGAGGCCUGCGGUCAGAACCUGAGCCAACCAGUAGCUCUUCAUGCAUCCAGCACAAGGCAGCUUUCAGAACUGCAUGCUUUCUUUUAUCAUGCCUGGCCACUCAAAGCAAAUUGUCAAUUGCGCUUGGCAUCUUCUGCCCGGCCUCCUCUACCUCGAGUAGCCGUCCUCAUCGGGUCCCUCCUACGUGGGCUUCACAAGUCUGGUCAGAUGCUUCGAAGAUUGUUCAAGGAUCGAAGAAUUCGAUACCACAUUUUCAUGUAUUCUUCACCACCUUUGGCAUGGGGCAACAACCUUGGAUGUGCUCGACUUCUGGAUGACUUGGUCCACCAACUGCCUCGUCACCAGAUCACUUGGAGAUAUGCCACACGAAGCGAGAAUCUCCAAGAGGAAGCAUUUGCGAAGAGAGUCAACUCAAGGCACAUGAGACAGUGGUUCAAACUAGAGCAAGCAUAUGAGAUGAUGGAGGCCUAUGAGCAAGAACAGAAUAGAGAUUUUGACUUGGUCUUGAAAUUGAGGACAGAUAUGUUUCUGCCGGCACCUCUCGAUCUUGCAGAUUUUCCGGAGAUCCUGACUUCCAGAACUGUGUACAGUUUCACUGACAUUGCCUUCAUGUCACGCCGAGAUGUAGCAAGAAGCCUGCUGAAAAGUGUGACUGAGAAGCUGUCUCAGUAUGCAGGCAACCAGCGAGCGCUUUUCCCGCUGGACUUUGAACGACUGCUUCGAAAUGGCUGGGUCGAAGGCUUCAGGUUGCAGACCUUCCCGGACAUCGGUUCACCGGAGCUCCGUGCAGCAAUCGCUUCCGGCCAUCCCAACAAAUGUAUGGCUUUGCUGCGGCACUACCGCAGAGAGCUUGAGAAUGCGGGCGACGUGCCGAGCUUCUCCGGACACUGGAGGUUUAGACCCGAGACCCCGGAGUAUCAAGCCUGGGAGCGCGAUGGGAAGCUGGCACCUGAUACCCAGAUGUGCUCGGUUACUCGCUGGUUCUAUCUCAUCCACAGGACUUUACCAGAGGUACAGGUGCGACGGUGGCCAAAUCACGGUGGAGGGAUGAUGGGUCUCUUCCCAGAACGAUUCACUUGGCAUUGCAAUUGUGAGCCGCCCGGCUGCUGGCCCUUAGCCUGGGGACAAGCGCCUCUUGAACUCAUUCGCGGAGUUGACUGGAUUCAGCACCCCGACACCGGUGCUUGGAUUGCUUUGGGCUCAACCGAUGCCAACGCCUCGAAGGACUGA